AUGUUCAGUCCUCAGUAUCGGAAAAGAGGCAUUCGCGAGACGACCUGCGCGGCAACAGGGACUAUAUGUCGCAACACUACGACUAAUCUCAGGAUCGAUGACCAUACAUUUCAAUCGCUAUAUUGCCAGUUCCAUGCCUGUAGACAGAUCGAAGCAGGCCGAGCAUGCGCAGUCGCGAAACCACCAAGUGCUAUAGUGUGCAGUCAACAUAGUCGAUGCCAGGCUGUCGAUAACGGGAUGGGAUGUGCCCUAGACGUCAAGGACGGGAAUGCGGCCAUGCAUAAAUACUGUAUGCAGCUCCAUUUAUGCGGAUUUCCGGAAUGCGAGAACGAAAGAUCAAAACGAAAUGAGCAAUACAUACCAUUCUGUGUUGAUCACCGAUGCGAACAGGACAACUGUCGUAACUACAAAGACGUUGGAAUAUUUUGUAUUGACUUGGAUGACCCGCAGAGGUUCUGCGACCGUCAUCGUCAAUGCGAAAAACCUCAGUGCCCACGUCUCUGUCAUACCCGUGAUAACGGUCAACCCUCGCCAUUCUGUGGCGCACAUUAUUGUCAGGCACCUGACUGCGAAGACGGUCGUGAAGCAGGGUUGUUCUGCCCCGCGCACACUUGUGCUGAACUAGGUUGUCUGAAGGGUAGGGAAUCUUUCAAGACUGAGUACUGCAAAAGUCACAAGUGCAAGACAAAACACUGCCGGCUGAGGAGAUUGGACAGUGGUUAUUGUCCAUACCAUGAGUGCGUGUAUGAUGGUUGUGGAGCUGAGGUGGUGGAGGGCCGACUUUGCGAAGCCCACCGACGGCGCAUGAAGUCGAGCUUUGGAAGAAGGCUUUCAACUCAAGGGAUGGGAUACGCUAUGCAUGGAGAUGAAGAGGAUGUGGCCGAAGAGUUGAACAUGGCAAUCAGUUCUGUCAACACCAUAUGUGUCAGAUCCACAAUUGCCAGGCUCCAAGGACUAGAUCAUCCGACUUCUGCAUCGAUCACGGGUGCCCUGCAGUGGGAUGUCAUGAACCCAGGCAGAUACAACCCCAAGAGUGGCUUCGAGGCGACACCGAAGGGGUGUUCUGUGAAGAGCAUGCUUGUAGCCAUGUUGGUUGUCAAAACCAAAACGCUGAAGAUUCAAAUCGAUGCCUGCGGCACGGAGGAGGCCACGUGCCAAGAUUUGGACCAAGGAUGGACCAAGAAGAUGAGAGGCUAA
This is a messenger RNA of Fusarium pseudograminearum CS3096, 1197 nucleotides long. RefSeq lists its product as uncharacterized. The transcript has 5 exons. NCBI's taxonomy places the organism in Eukaryota, Fungi, Ascomycota, Sordariomycetes, Hypocreales, Nectriaceae. Bases 1 to 1197 code for a protein of 398 amino acids. The record is from RefSeq and is a predicted model, not a curated record.